Maniola jurtina (meadow brown) is the source of this 592-nucleotide messenger RNA. RefSeq names its product NADH dehydrogenase [ubiquinone] 1 beta subcomplex subunit 9 (gene ND-B22). NCBI's taxonomy places the organism in Eukaryota, Metazoa, Arthropoda, Insecta, Lepidoptera, Nymphalidae. Bases 41 to 475 code for a protein of 144 amino acids. The transcript has 5 exons. The record is from RefSeq and is a predicted model, not a curated record. Gene Ontology annotation, biological process: mitochondrial electron transport, NADH to ubiquinone.
GUCAAUUAUUUGUUAUGUUAUCACUGGACACUAGUCAAAAAUGGCGAAUCUUCCUCUUGGCAUAAGAACUCAUUCUCAAAAAGUUUGUAGCCUUUACAAACAGGCUUUGCGUAAUAUAGAGUCGUUUUAUGAUAGACGAAAUGUAUACCGCUAUCAAGCUGUGCUCCUGCGAGAUCGCUUUGACAAAAAUGCCAAAAUAACAGACAUGCGUAAAGCUGCUCAGCUACUCAAAGAAGGACAAGAGGAAUUAUUCUUGAAACAGCACCCAAUUCCUAAAAAAUUCCCAACAAGUGUAGGAGGUGUAGCGCAUGAGCGUGUUGUUACACCACCAGACUGGGUCCUAGACUACUGGCAUCCAUUAGAGAAAGCUCAGUACCCAGAGUACUUCAAGCGACGAGAGGAAAGAAAGAAAGAGUUUAUUGCCAUGUGGGAGAAAGAAUAUGGCAAACCUGAUAAUAAAGAUCAACAUCAUUAAUCAUUAAAAGCAGGUGGUGUAAGAAGAGCUGGUCCUCCAAACUCCUGAGGGUAUUUGAACAGCAGGAAGAAACAGAUGUGGCCAAUCAUGAUACCCAAUAGCUCCACCACUCCACUG